UGCCGCCAGCCUUCAACGCCGCCGCCGCCUCGUUCUGCACUGGGACUGGGAAACGUUAUUAUUACCUGUGACUGAUGGUGUUUGCCGUCACACCUCGCCCACUUUUGCGUUCGCACUCCACGCACUUGAGCGACAGAUGUGUUAUUUGGAACAAAGUUCACACGCGAAAAGAACGGUGAAGAUCGCAUACGCGAUUAGACACAGUCGGACCCGAUCUCACACGUCGCUUACACGGUCUGAAACCCCGAAUGUUCUCGUGCCAUGAUUUGCCCUGCCACGGGACCCUACUGUUCAGAUGCUCGGAUCCUCUGACACGGAAGUUUUCGAGCAGUCUAUAAAUCGCGACGGCUUCUCUCAAGGUAGGUACACUGUUUUUCCCUCCCGCAUAUUCUCUCAGCGUCAUGUCUCUCAGUCUCGGAAUCAGGGCGUGUCCCACCACCCCGGCAGCCCCGUUCCUGCUCGACCCUGGGUUCAACAUCUCCGCCGUCGCCACCAUCGCCAAGGCGCUGCCCUCUCACUCUUGGGAGUUCGGGACUGCGUCUGAGGCUCUGCUCGAGCUGUACAACCCCGACAUCUCGGUGUUCGGGUCCAAACCGUUCCCCGUGCCCGUCAUCCCGUCCAACUGCCACAUCCCGUCGCUGGACUACGCCGCCAGCAAGAUCGUGUUUGGCACCGGCGCGAACGGGCUGUCGGACGGGACCGGGGCUGUCGGCGACCCCGCGAGUCUCGGCGUCAGCGCGGUUCUGCUCGGGAAAUCGAACGCGUCGUUCGCUGCCGGCGCGCAGGAGGAGCUGACGUACAUCACCACCGUCGCACCGCGGUACGCGAACGGGGCUAUCUCGCAGCGAGCCGAUGUGGCCGAGUUGUGGGCCGACUUUAUGUACAUGGCGCCGCCGUUCUUGGCGUACAUCGCCGCUGAUCGGAACAACGCGACGCUCCUGAAGGAGGUCUACGAGCAGUGCGGCCUGUACCGCGCCGUGCUGAAGCCCCCCGCGGUGCAGAACUGGCAGCACAUCAUCGGGCCGCAGAGUGCCGACCUGGGCCUGUGGAGCACGGGCAACGCGUGGGCUGCGGCCGGCAUGACUCGCGUGCUCGCCACGAUCAUCAAGGCCCCGGUCGCCAAGAACGCGGACUGGCGCUCGGGCGCGAUCGCGGACCUGACGACGUGGAUCCAGGAGAUCGUGGACGGCGCGAUGAGCCAGUCGACGGACAACAACCUGCUGCGGAACUACCUCAACGACACGACCGGGGACGGUCACGGGUACGGCGAGAUCUCUGGCACCUCCAUGUUGGCCGCUGUGACGUAUCGCAUGGCUGUGCUGAGCAAGGCGACGUUCGGAGCCAAGUACAUCGCGUGGGCUGAGGGCGUGCGCAAGACCAUGGCCUCGCACAUCUCCAGCAAUGGAACGGCCGCGCCGGCAGUCAACCCGCUCAACUGGGGCGACACCGUGCCCUUCACCGCGGGAUCCCCCGAGGGCAACAACUUCGUUGUGCUCAUGUACGCUGCCUGGCGGGACUGUGUCAAGGUUGGAACCUGUUCCAAGUAAUGGUAAUCGAAGCUGCGUAGUACUUACAUAAAUCAACUGCGCCGUGUAAUCAAUCAAGCGAAUGUUGUCCAACUGCAGCCCAAACGUCGCUGAGUCUGAG
Messenger RNA from Mycena citricolor, 1647 nucleotides. The record is from the annotation of a GenBank genome assembly. NCBI's taxonomy places the organism in Eukaryota, Fungi, Basidiomycota, Agaricomycetes, Agaricales, Mycenaceae.